AGUUGAAGUCUUUUGAAGAGUUAGGAUCCGUAGGAGGAAGUCAUCUGUCAGGUGUUGAUCCCGGUCGUCCCCGCCAGAAUGCUCUGCUGAAACUUGUGUUGGAGUAGUGCAGCUUUUAUUUCAGUGUUGAUCAAAUCCACGUGGAAGACCGGUUCUUGUUCGAAAAGGCUCGGCAUAUGAAUCGGUUAGCGAAAGCUGUUGAAUAGAAAAGUGAAAUUUUAGUUCUAGAGAAAACAAUAGUUAUGAGUAGACCUGGCGUUUUGGGUCGUUUUCGAUCCGGUUCAGCGGUUAACGACGAAGAAGAGGUAAACUUGAAGAGUCCAGUGGAAGAUGGAGGCAAAAUUCAGAAAGUUCUGGCCGAACAGGAAGAUGGCAACAAGCUCAAGAGGGAAGUCGGCCUUUUCAGUGCCGUCCUGCUCAUUGUUGGCUGCAUGAUAGGUUCUGGCAUUUUUAUAUCACCCAAAGGUGUUCUUCGGUUUUCCGGUUCAGUGGCAGCUAGUUUAUUAGUAUGGACGUUAUGCGGCGUUGUUGCCUUAAUGGGUGCCUUAUGUUACGCAGAGCUUGGCACAGCAAUUCCCGUAUCUGGUGCCGAAUAUUCCUAUUUUCUUCGUAUUUAUGGUCCGAAAGGACGAUUCGGGCCCAUUCCAGCCUUUUUAUACUUGUGGAUGUGUUCACUCAUCAUCAAAACAUCAGCCGUGGCCAUCAUGUUACUGACAUUUGCUGAAUAUAUCGUCGAACCCAUGUUCCCGGCUUGCGCAGCUCCUGGUGCAAUCAAGAAACUGGUUGCUCUCAUCGGCAUUUGUUUCAUUACUUUCAUCAACUGUUACAGCGUUAAAAUGGCCACCAUGAUGAAUAACGUCUUCACUGUUGCCAAACUACUUGCCAUAGCUAUUGUGGUUUCAGUCGGAGUGUACAUGCUUUCUCAGGGACAUUAUCAGCACCUGACCACAGGUUUCGAAGGUACAACGACGUCUUUCUCCGAACUGGCUAACGCGUUUUAUUUUGGCCUGUGGGCAUAUGAUGGUUGGAAUAACUUGAAUUUUGUGACUGAAGAACUUAUCAACCCACACGUAAAUCUGCCCAGAUCUAUUCUGAUUGGGAUUCCAUUAGUGACUCUUUGCUACGUACUGACCAACAUUUCUUAUUUGACCGUGCUGUCCCCUGCCGAAUUGCUGGCUUCAGAUGCCGUUGCUGUCGGAUUUGCAAACUAUGUUCUCGGACCCGCUGCUUUCAUUAUACCUAUUUUAGUAGCUGCCUCGGCCUACGGAGCAUCUAAUGGAACAUGCUUGAUUGCUUCAAGGCUUCCAUUCGUCGCUGCUCGUCAAGGUCAUUCAGCAGAACUGAUGUCCUACGUCCAAGUAAACCGUUUGACACCCGCUCCAGCUUUGCUCUUCAACGGAUUUAUUGUUUUUAUGAUGAUAUGCGCUGGAAAUAUUGGUGGAUUGAUUGACUUUUUCAGUUUUGUUGCCUGGAUGUUUUACGGUGGAACUAUGAUAACUGUGAUCGUCAUGAGAUUUACAGAAAAAGAUCUUCCAAGGCCUUACAAAGUGCCUCUUAUUAUACCUAUAGUUAUGUCUGUUAUCUCUGCCUAUUUGGUACUGGCUCCCAUCAUCGAAAAUCCUCAACUUGAAUAUUUCUACGCUCUUCUUUUCUUGCUGUCGGGACUGCUCUUUUACAUUCCUUUUGUACACUUCGAUAUCAGGCUACGAAUUAUGAAAAAAUUUACUCAUUUGAUGCAGUUGUUGCUGAACUGUGCUCCAUCUGAAAGUGUGCCUGGCUAAAAAAAUAUAAUCAAGCUUUUAGGACAAUUUCUUUUAUGGAAUGGAAGUGCUACAUGACUGCUUUUCAUACAGAUAUAAUUUUUGGAUUUAUAUUUUGAGGACCAGAGUUCUUCAUUCCUCAUUGAGAAUUUUAUAAUCACCCAGUAUAUUUUUAUGUCAAUUGUUAUGAAGACUUUUGAUUUCCCAGCUCACUGAAACAACCUUCACAUGAAGGGAUAAUUUAAAACAUAGAGAACUAUAUUUUAUUUACAUGAAUUAAUUUAUAAAAUAGCUUGAAUACAUUGCAAUCAAUUUCUAAUCUGAUGAAAUUUUUUAAAAUUUAUUUAAAUCAAUUGUAAGGGAUCUGUAAAAGGGAAUUAAAAAAUUUAUACUAUUGCAUGAUAGCAGGUAUAUUUUUGUGCCAAAAUGUAAGCUUUGUUUUAUUACAAUUAUUAAAAUUUCAUGUGGUGUUUACUUAUCCAUUGUACUACAAUGUGUAAUGCUUAAAGCAUUUCUUAAUGUAUAUGAGAAGAAAAAAAAAAUGCAUUGAGGAUGUGCUAAUUUCUCUUUAGAUUGUAAUGAUUUGGACUUGUUAAAGAGGAUUAUACAUAAAUUGUUUUGCUAUCUGUAAAAAGAAAUAUUGUUUCACGCGUUUUUAUCCAGAUUUGUGGUUAAAAUAUUUUUUGUUAUGCUGUAAUAAACAACUUUAUUAUAAUUGUA
Molecule: messenger RNA, 2480 nt
Organism: Argiope bruennichi
Lineage: Eukaryota; Metazoa; Arthropoda; Arachnida; Araneae; Araneidae
Product: b(0,+)-type amino acid transporter 1-like
Exons: 13
Coding region: 243-1781 (512 amino acids)
Biological process (GO): amino acid transmembrane transport
Cellular component (GO): membrane
Molecular function (GO): L-amino acid transmembrane transporter activity
Source: RefSeq, a predicted model, not a curated record